This is a messenger RNA of Venustampulla echinocandica, 1584 nucleotides long. Its product is annotated as Pyruvate kinase. Bases 1 to 1584 code for a protein of 527 amino acids. Gene Ontology annotation, cellular component: cytoplasm. Gene Ontology annotation, biological process: glycolytic process. Gene Ontology annotation, molecular function: pyruvate kinase activity; magnesium ion binding; potassium ion binding. The record is from RefSeq and is a predicted model, not a curated record. Lineage: Eukaryota; Fungi; Ascomycota; Leotiomycetes; Helotiales; Pleuroascaceae. The transcript is spliced from 3 exons.
AUGGCUACCGCAAUGGAUCAUCUAUCAACCGGCUCCACCAAGAUCGCAUGGCUUUCAGCCCUUGAUACCGAAUUCAAGCCCACCGAGAACUACCGCCGUACCUCCAUCAUCUGCACAAUUGGCCCCAAGACGAACUCGGUCGAGGCUAUCAACAAGCUGCGAACCGCCGGCCUCAAUGUCGUCCGCAUGAACUUUUCUCAUGGCUCAUACGAGUAUCAUCAAUCCGUCAUUGACAACGCCCGCGAGGCCGAGAAGGUCCAGAAGGGCCGUCAGGUCGCCAUUGCUCUAGACACCAAGGGUCCCGAGAUCAGGACAGGCAACACCAAGGACGAUGCGGAUAUCCCCAUCGCUGCCGGCGCAGAGAUCAACAUUACUACCGACGACAAGUAUGCCACUGCAUGCGAUGCUACGAACAUGUAUGUGGAUUACAAGAAUAUCACCAAGGUGAUCGAGAAGGGCCGCAUCAUCUAUGUCGAUGACGGUGUCCUCGCAUUCGAAGUUCUCGAAGUUGUCGACGAUAAGACCAUUCGCGCCCGCGCCCGAAACAAUGGCAAGAUCUCCUCCAAGAAGGGCGUCAACCUCCCCAACACGGAUGUCGAUCUUCCAGCCUUGUCCGAGAAAGACAAGGCCGAUCUCCAGUUUGGCGUCAAGAACAAUGUGGAUAUGGUCUUCGCCUCCUUCAUCCGCAGCGGUGAGGAUAUCAGGGCGAUCCGCAAGGUUCUCGGCGAAGCUGGGGCCCACAUCCAGAUCGUUGCUAAGAUCGAGAACAGACAGGGCCUCAACAACUUUGCCGAGAUCUUGAAAGAGACUGAUGGUGUCAUGGUUGCCCGUGGUGACCUUGGCAUUGAGAUCCCGGCCGCUGAGGUGUUUGCUGCCCAGAAGAAGAUGAUUGCUAUGUGCAACAUUGCUGGCAAGCCCGUCAUUUGCGCCACUCAAAUGCUGGAAUCCAUGAUUUACAACCCUCGCCCUACGCGUGCUGAGAUUAGCGAUGUGGGCAACGCUGUCACGGAUGGAGCUGACUGCGUCAUGCUGUCGGGUGAGACUGCCAAGGGUAGCUAUCCCACUGAAGCCGUCACUGAGAUGCAUGAGACUUGCUUGAAGGCCGAAAAUACCAUUGCAUACGUCUCGCACUUCGAAGAGCUCGCAGCCCUGGCCCAACGACCCGUCAGUAUUGUUGAUUCAUGCGCAAUGGCUGCAGUCCGUACUAGUUUGGAUAUAAACGCUGGUGCCAUCAUUGUUCUGUCCACCAGUGGAGAUAGUGCCCGUCUUAUCUCUAAGUACCGACCCGUCUGCCCUAUAUUCAUGGUCUCCCGGAACCCCAGCGCCUCCCGAUAUGCCCAUUUGUAUCGUGGCGUCUAUCCCUUCCUCUUUCCCGAACAGAAGCCAGACUUCACAAAGGUCAAUUGGCAGGAGGAUGUUGACAGAAGAAUCAAGUGGGGUAUCUCUGGUGCUAUGAAGCUGGGCGUAUUGGUACAGGGUGACCCUGUAGUGGUUGUGCAGGGAUGGAAAGGCGGUAUGGGCAACACCAAUACUCUGCGUGUUAUCAAGGCGGAGCCCGAGCAUCUUGGCCUCCAAGGGAAAUAG